This is a messenger RNA of Exaiptasia diaphana, 662 nucleotides long. RefSeq names its product dual specificity protein phosphatase 12-like. The coding region runs from base 39 to 662 and encodes 207 amino acids. Lineage: Eukaryota; Metazoa; Cnidaria; Anthozoa; Actiniaria; Aiptasiidae. The record is from RefSeq and is a predicted model, not a curated record. The transcript is spliced from 4 exons. Gene Ontology annotation, molecular function: protein tyrosine/serine/threonine phosphatase activity. Gene Ontology annotation, cellular component: nucleus. Gene Ontology annotation, biological process: protein dephosphorylation.
CRUGAAACAGCAUCGCAAAUGCUGCAGUUCUCUUUGUCAUGUUUUUUCGCGAUUUUAAAAAGACUAUGCGAUUCAUAAGAAAGGGAUUGUAUGUUGGAACUAGAGAAGACGCUAAAAAUCGGGAUAUUUUGGUGAAAAAUGCCAUCGCACGUGUCUUGACAGUGGACAUUGAACCAGUGUUUGAGAUGGAGGGAGAUAUCAAGACYCUUUAUAUAAACUGUCUUGACGAACCUUCAGCUGAUUUGCUGACGUCUUUGGAUAGAUGUGUUGAMUUUAUUGAAGAUGGUCUUACAAACAAUGAAGCUGUUCUUGUUCAUUGUCUUUCAGGUGUGUCUCGCAGUGUKACCAUAAUACUUGCAUUUUUGAUGAAAAUAGACAAUAUGACUGUAGAUGAGGCCAUUUCCAAUCUGAAUGAAAUUUAUGCCCCUGAAAAAAUCAGCCCAAAUACAGGAUUUCUUGACCAGCUGAKACUUUACGAAGAAAUGGGAAAAACAGUUGACCUUUCUAGUGCAGUUUACAAACAAUUCAGACUGGAGCUCCUUGCAAGCCAAAUACAAGAAGGAAAUCAGACAGACAGCAGAAUAUUGUCAAAAUUCCUUGAAGAAGUCAAGUCUAGGAAUAGUUCCAGUGACAAAAUAUUUAGAUGCAGAAAAUGCAGGUAA